Messenger RNA from Nothoprocta perdicaria, 6677 nucleotides. RefSeq names its product kinesin family member 26B (gene KIF26B). The coding region runs from base 1 to 6342 and encodes 2113 amino acids. The record is from RefSeq and is a predicted model, not a curated record. Lineage: Eukaryota; Metazoa; Chordata; Aves; Tinamiformes; Tinamidae. Gene Ontology annotation, biological process: microtubule-based movement. The transcript has 15 exons. Gene Ontology annotation, molecular function: microtubule motor activity; ATP binding; microtubule binding.
AUGAAUUCCGUGGCUGCGAAUAAGGAGCGAGUCGCCGUGAGCGCGCGGAGCAGGAAAUGUGGGGUGAGCGAGCCCUGCUCCCCCACGAAGCCCGGCGCGCCCUUCUCGGCCGAGAGCUGGUACCGCAGGGCGUACGAGGAGUCGCGGGCCGGGAGCCGCCCGGCGCCGGAGGGAGCCGGCUCUGCGCUCGGCUCCUCGGGCACCCCCUCGCCCGGCUCCGGCACCUCGUCGCCGGGCUCCUUCACGGGCUCGCCGGGGCCCGCCUCGCCCGGCAUCGGCACCAGCUCGCCCGGCUCGCUGGGCGGCUCGCCGGGCUUCGGCACCGGCUCGCCGGGCUCCGGCAGCGGCGGCGGCUCCUCGCCGGGCUCCGACCGCGGCGCCUGGUGCGAGCUGUGCAGCGCCCGCCUGGCGGAGCUCAAGAGGCAGGCGCUCAAGCUGCUCAUCCCCGCGCCCGCCGCCACCAAGGACUCAGGCUUCUCGUCAGUGAUUCACGACAAACUCCAAGUUCCCAAUACCAUUCGGAAAGCCUGGAACGAGAAGGACAACAGAUGUGACGUUUGUGCCACCCACCUGAACCAGCUGAAGCAAGAGGCCAUUCAGAUGGUGCUGACGCUGGAGCACKCUGCCAACUCUGACCAUUACGAUGCGUCGCCAGGUUCCCCGCCGCCCCUCUCCACCAUCCCUGCUCUAGUGGGCUCCCGGCACAUGGGCAGCCUGCAGCCCAGGGACUGGGCAUACGUGCCUGCUCCGUAUGCCACCUCCAACUACACAGGCUUUGUAGCCAACAAGCACGGCGGCAAACCCAACAGCCUGGGAAUUGUCAAUGGGGUGGAGAAGAAAAAUGGCUCUCCUGGACACCAAGCCAAGGUCAGCUUUCAGAUGGCCACCAGCCCCAGCAAUGGUAAUGUUCUCAACUCUGUGGCUAUCCAGGCUCAUCAGUAUCUUGACGGCACCUGGUCUUUGUCAAGAACGAAUGGUGUCACUCUAUAUCCCUACCAAAUCUCUCAGCUUAUGACAGAGACGAGCCGAGAGGGCCUCACGGAAGCAGCCUUGAACCGCUACAACRCAGAUAAACCCUCCUUGUUCAGCGUCCCGGCUUCCCAGAGCACCUAYGUGGCCAGUGAAGUGUCCACUGGCACCUCGGUGGCAGCAUCGUUUUUUGCCAGAGCUGCUCAGAAAUUGAACCUGUCUUCCAAAAAGAAGAAGCACAGGCCUUCUGCGUCAUCCGUUCCCGAAUCCGCCCCCUUCUCCACCAGCUUCAGCAGUAUCCUUCAGACCUCCCCGCCCCCUGCACCACCGUGUUUGCUGAGGGCAGUCAGCAAAGUGAAGGACACUCCCGGUGUGGGCAAGGUCAAAGUCAUGGUGCGCAUCUCUUCCACACUCGCCAGAGACACAUCRGAGUCCAGCUCUUUCUUAAAGGUUGAUCCCCGUAAGAAGCAAAUCACACUGUAUGACCCGCUGACCUGUGGAGGUCAGAAUGCCUUUCAGAAAAGGGGCAACCAGGUUCCACCCAAGAUGUUUGCUUUUGAUGCAGUUUUUCCCCAAGACUCAUCACAGGCUGAAGUAUGUGCUGGGACUGUGGCUGAGGUGAUCCAGUCAGUGGUCAAUGGGGCAGAUGGCUGCGUGUUCUGCUUUGGCCAUGCCAAACUUGGGAAGUCAUACACCAUGAUCGGAAAGGAUGAUUCCAUGCAGAACCUCGGCAUAAUCCCUUGUGCCAUCUCCUGGCUCUUCAAGCUGAUUAAUGAGCGCAAAGAGAAGACAGGGGCCCGCUUCUCCGUCCGAAUUUCUGCAGUAGAAGUGUGGGGGAAAGAAGAAAAUCUAAGAGACCUGUUGUCAGAAGUGGCUACAGGCAGCCUCCAAGAUGGUCAGUCCCCAGGUGUCUACCUUUGUGAGGACCCCAUUUGCGGCAUGCAGCUGCAGAACCAGAGCGAGCUGCGGGCGCCGACGGCGGAGAAGGCUGCCUUCUUCCUGGAUGCAGCCAUCGCCGCCCGCCGCAGCAGCCAGCGAGACUGCGACGAGGAGGAUCACCGCAACUCCCACAUGCUCUUCACCCUGCACAUCUACCAGUACCGCAUGGAGAAGAGCGGCAAGGGCGGAAUGUCCGGAGGCCGCAGCCGCUUGCACCUGAUUGACCUGGGGAGCUGUGUGAAAGUGCUCAGCAAAAACCGGGAGGGCAGCUCGGGCCUGUGCCUCUCCUUGUCAGCGCUGGGCAACGUCAUCCUCGCCCUCGUCAACGGCAGCAAGCACAUCCCCUACAAAGACAGCAAGCUCACCAUGUUGCUUCGGGAGUCCUUGGGGAACAUGAACUGCCGCACCACGAUGAUAGCUCACAUUUCAGCUGCCGCGGGCAACUACGCCGAGACACUCUCCACCMUCCAGAUUGCAUCAAGGGUCCUCAGGAUGAAGAAAAAGAAAACCAAGUACACGUCCAGUUCUUCUGGAGGAGAGAGCUCUUGCGAGGAAGGCAGGAUGCGGAGGCCAACACAACUGAGGCCCUUCCAUUCUAGGAAYGCUGUGGAUCCAGACUUCCCUAUUUUGCAUCUAUCAAGUGACCCUGAUUAUUCAUCCAGCAGCGAACAGUCCUGUGACACGGUGAUUUAUGUUGGCCCCAAUGGCACUGCCCUUUCUGAUAAGGAACUGACAGAUAAUGAGGGUCCUCCUGACUUUGUUCCCAUAGUUCCUGCACUGCAGAAGACCAAAAAUGAGGGCAGGUUAGAGGAAGUUUGUGAAUCGGGACCCAGCACAUCUGAAAGAGACUGCCUGAAGUGCAACACCUUUGCAGAGCUCCAGGAGAGGCUGGAUUGCAUAGAUGGCAGUGAAGAGACUAACAAAUUUCCCUUUGAAGAGAUGCCUGCUCAAUUUAGUUCAGACCAGAUGUCUAAGUGCUCUGUUUCAAGCCAACUGGCAGAGCUUAGCCACUUACCAGAGUCAGAUAAGGAAGAUACCAUGCCAGAAUGUCAGCAUCCUGAGAGAGAAGCCAGGGAAAAUAUAAAUGCAACACCCAGCAAAACUAAGAGAAAUCACUCCCCUGUUCCUUCUGGAGCUCUCACUAACAUUUCAACUCCUUCUUCUCCCAGGAGUAUAACAGGCAGCUCUAGUAAAGAGCUUAGCUCCUCCCAGCUAGCACACAGCACAAGCUUGCAGAGCAGCAGAGAAAGUCUCAACAGCUGUGGCUUUGUGGAAGGCAAACCUAGGCCAAUGGGUUCGCCCCGACUUGGCAUUGCAAGCCUCUCCAAGACAUCUGAGUACAAGCCACCAACUUCUCCUUCGCAGAGAUGCAAAGUCUAUACACAGAAAGGAGUUCUGCCCAGCCCCAUUCCCUCGCCAACUCCCUUGAGUAAGGAUGCUGGGGUGAGGUCUAGUGAACCCUCGCUGCAGCCAGAAAUCCGGACCCCUCCUGUAGGAAUGAGCCCACAAAUCAUGAAGAAGUCAAUGUCUUCCAGCAAUGGAGAAUUUGAAGAGACCAUUCUUGAUGAAGACCAGCAACAAAACAUUUCACUGGAAUCCAAAAAGGAGAUUUUAAGCACCACCAUGGUGACUGUGCAGCAGCCAUUAGAGCUGAAUGGAGAGGAUGAGCUGGUGUUCACCCUUGUAGAAGAACUAACCAUUAGUGGGGUCCUUGACAAUGGGCGCCCAACCAGUAUCAUCAGUUUUAACAGUGACUGCUCGGUGCAGGCCUUGGCCUCUGGGUCUAGGCCAGUCAGCAUUAUCAGCAGCAUCAGUGAAGACCUUGAAUGUUACUCCAGUGCAGCUCCUGUGUCGGAGGUCAGCAUCACGCAGUUCCUUCCGCUUCCAAAACUGGGCCUGGAUGACAAAUCCCAGGACGAUGGCAGCAGGCGCUCAUCCAUCAGCUCGUGGCUGAGUGAGAUGAGCACAGGGAGYGAUGGGGAACAGUCGUGCCACAGCUUCAUAGCCCAGGCGUGCUACGGCCACGGGGAAGCCAUGGCAGAGCCCCCGCUGCCCGAGUGUGUGAGCUCCAUAUCUGGUGCCAGCAUGCUUUGUGUGAAUGACAGACAGAAGCCAGUGACGGACAACAUGCUCAUACUGACAGAAAGGGACGAGGACGCCUUCGGCAAAGUGCCACCCAUCAAAGGCUGCAAAAUAUCAGCUCUAGGGAAGACGAYGGUAACAAUCAAGAACACUGCAAGCCUCAGCAGCUGUGAGGGCUACAUCCCAAUGAAGACAAACAUCACUGUUUAUCCCUGUAUUGCUGUUAAUCCAUUUAAAGCACAAGACACUGAUGAUGCUGUAUCGGCAGUAGCUCCAGACCCCAAAGUUACUCAGUCCCAUGAAAGGAAAGAAUCUAGUGCUAAAAAGGAUAUCAAAUUUGAAGACCCUUGGCUAAAAAGAGAAGAAGAUAUAAAAAAGGACAGUUCUGGAGGYAGUGAUGACCCAAAGCCUGACACAGUUUCAGCCAAGCCUGAGCCCAGCACAAAGCAGACCUCCACAGACAGGUUUAGUAGCAGCAGCAGUGGGGACGCCUCUGUCUCCCCAGCCUCUGACGGCCUGAAGAGGAUCGUGGAUGGGUGCGAGAUGGCGGCUCCUGGCUCUGCAACCCAGAGCCCUGUUCAUCCCGCUGACAGUUUGAAGAACAGCCUCCCUCGAGGGCUCCCAAAGGCGAGCAAGCUGGAGGAGCCUGAGGGUGUUCUGCACCCUGCUGCCAUUGACAACAACGGUAUCAGCUCUCCUGCCCUUCACCAGUUUUCUAAGGCCAGCCUAGAGAGAAAAAUGGCCUCUCCCAAGCACUGUGUCCUCACUCGCCCCAAAGGGACCCCUCCGCUGCCUCCAGUGAGAAAGUCCAGCUUGGAUCAGAAGAACAGAGCCAGCCCGCAGCACAGUGCUGCCAGCAGCACCACGAGCAGUCCCUCCAGCCAGCCCGUGGCUUUCCUGGCAAGCUUUCCUGAUGAGCUGAAUGGCAAGCAGAAGGGCCCUGGCACUGACAGCAGCAGCAGCAGCAAGUUAUUCAGUGCCAAACUUGARCAGCUUGCCAGCAGGACAAACUCCCUUGGGAGGUCCACCGGGAGCCACUAUGAGUGUUUGUCACUGGAGAGAGCAGAAAGUCUGUCCUCUGUGAGCUCCAAAAUGAGCCCUGGCAAAGACACCACCAUGCCUAGGGCAGGAAGGAGCCUCAGCCGCAGUGUCAUGUCCUCCCCAACCAACUCGGGUCUCUCUCAGUCCGCAGGAGCCUCCCCAAAAGCCAGCCAGUCUAAGAUCUCUGCAGUCAGCAAGCUCCUGUUGGCAAGUCCCAAAGCCCGGAGCCUGUCUGCCUCUGCCACCAAAACACUCAGCUUUUCCACCAAAUCCCUGCCUCAGUCCGUGGGACAGAGUUCCAGCUUGCCUCCAAGUGGCAAGAACAUGUCCUGGUCAACGCAGUCCCUCAGCAGAAACCGAGGCUCCAGCCUUGCUUCCAAACUGCCUCUUCGAGCUGUUAAUGGACGAAUCUCAGAACUGCUCCAAGGGAGCACAARUGCGAGGGGUUUGCAGCUACGUGGAAACUCCGAGGCAGACGAGCGUGGGGGUCUUCAYGGAGAGGAGAAACCAGCUGCUCACGUGCUGCCUUCGCCCUACAGCAAGAUCACUCCCCCUCGGAAACCUCACCGCUGUAGCAGCGGCCACGGCAGUGACAACAGCAGCGUCCUGAGCGGGGAGCUGCCCCCAGCCAUGGGGAAAACAGCCCUUUUCUACCACAGUGGGGGGAGCAGUGGCUACGAGAGCAUGAUGAGGGACAGUGAGGCCACGGGGAGUGCUUCCUCAGCACAAGACUCUAUGAGUGAGAACAGCAGCUCCGCUAGCGGCAGGUGCCGAAGCCUCAAAACUCCAAAGAAGCGAUCGAUCGCGGGUUCACAGAGGCGGAGGAUUAUUCCAGCUUUAUCACUCGAUACAGCUUCCCCAGCCAGGAAACCUGCCAAUAGCCCUGGGGUCCGCUGGGUGGAUGGACCUCUGCGAAGUGGACAGAGGGGCUUGGGUGAGCCCUUUGAAAUCAAAGUGUAUGAGAUAGAUGACGUGGAACGACUUCAGCGGCGACGAGGUGGGGACAGCAAGGAGCUGAUAUGUUUCAAUGCCAAGCUGAAAAUCCUGGAGCAUCGCCAGCAGAGAAUUGCCGAGGUCAAGGCCAAGUAUGAGUGGCUAAUGAAAGAACUGGAGGUGACCAAACAGUACCUGAUGCUGGAUCCCAAUAAAUGGCUCAGUGAAUUUGACUUGGAGCAGGUAUUUGAGCUGGAUUCUCUAGAAUACCUAGAGGCUCUGGAAUGCGUGACUGAGCGCUUGGAAAAUCGUGUCAACUUCUGCAAGGCCCACCUCAUGAUGAUCACCUGCUUUGACAUCACCUCGAGACGUCGGUAGAGAAUGAAGCUCAGGAGAACUUCAACGCGAAUCUCGGCCAUCCUCCUUUUUCCUUCUGAUUAGCAUCCCAAAGACAACAGAAUGAGGAUGAAGGUUCGAGUCAAGUCUCAGUUGUGUGUAUGAGAGAUUUGCUUUGUUAUACUGAAGAUCAGAAAAAAAAAAAAAAAAAAGGAUGAGCACGAAAAAAAAUGGAGAUAUGAGAAUGUUGAUUCUCUUAGAGUAAAAGAGCACUUUGAGGAACCUUUAAGGACAUGCCUGUAAAUAAAAAAACUACUGGCAGAAGAGAUUUCUUCCUCUACAUAAACUGAGGGAGGAGGAGAAAGGUGGUUGUAGGA